This is a messenger RNA of Pseudopodoces humilis (Tibetan ground-tit), 5659 nucleotides long. RefSeq names its product insulin like growth factor 1 receptor (gene IGF1R). NCBI's taxonomy places the organism in Eukaryota, Metazoa, Chordata, Aves, Passeriformes, Paridae. The record is from RefSeq and is a predicted model, not a curated record. Gene Ontology annotation, biological process: positive regulation of MAPK cascade; regulation of JNK cascade; positive regulation of phosphatidylinositol 3-kinase/protein kinase B signal transduction. Gene Ontology annotation, cellular component: plasma membrane; insulin receptor complex; axon. Gene Ontology annotation, molecular function: phosphatidylinositol 3-kinase binding; ATP binding; insulin receptor substrate binding.
UUUUGUUGUUGUUGUUGUUGUUGUUGUCGUCGUCCUCCUCCUCCCCCCCGCCCCCGCCGCGAUGGCAAGGCGGCUCGGAGGGAUGCGAAGAGGAGAGCUGCGGGGGGAGGAGGCGGGGUGCUGAGCGCUCCGCUCGCCCCGCUGCUGCUGCUGCUGCUGCCGCUGCUGCUGCUGCUUUGUGUGUGUGUCCUGGAUUCGGCUUUUUUUUUCUCCCUUUUUUCUUUUUUUUUUUUUAAUUUUUUAAUUUUUUUUUUAUUGAGAAGGAGCUUGUGGCAGCCGCGCCGAGGAGAAGAAGAGGAAUAGGGGGGAAGCCUUUUUAAUUCAUUUUCGACCCAAAUUCUGCAUUUCGAGCCUCUGCAGGCAGCCGGACUCGUGGUGUCGGCGGCGGUGUUGUUGUGGGUGGUGGUUGUGCGUGGGGUGUCCCCCCAACCCUCCCCAGCGGAGCGGGGAGCGGAGCCGCGGGGAUCCCGCCGGGGCAGCCCCGUCCCCGCGCGGGGGGACGGCGGAGCUGUUGUUGUUUUGUAAUAGGAUUGUCUGGGUCGCGCCCCCCCCUUCCCCUCCCUCCGCGGCCCUCCCAGUUUUUGUGUCUCUGUGUGUGUGCGUGUGUGCGGUGUUUGAAAAUGGAGGUUGAAGAUGCCGACUGCCAGCCCCGAUGUGCCUCGUGUUUGCGGCUCCUGUGCACGAUGUAUCACCGCAGCCAGCGCUGAGGGGAGACGGCGGCGCCCCCCGCCCGCCGCCCCGAGCCCGCCCCGCCGCCCCGGAGACAGCGUCGCCCCGGGGCUUCCAUGCCUUGUUGUUGUUGCCGUUAAUACAUCGUGAAUAUCUGUGUAUUUUUGGUGUGGUUGCUCCGGAAGAUCAACACCCAGGGACCUCAACAACCCUCCGGUUUGCCGCUCCGAAGGGUCUUGUGCUUUUUUGUUGUUUUUUUUUUUUUCUCCUUCAUUUCUUGAGGCAACGUGGAUUUAUUUACCCUGCCCCGCUUCUCCUCCGCCGCUCGUUAUUUUUAGAGGACGGGGAGAGGAAAGAGAACAAUUUUGGACUUCUUUUUGCUUUGUUUUGUUUUCGGAAAGGGGGAUUUUGUCCAAUUAAAGAAAGAGGAAUGAAGUCUGGCGCUGGAGGAGAGUCCCUCGCCGUCGUCUGGGGGUUCCUGCUCGUCUUCGCCGCACUUUGUCUGUGGCCAACAAAUGGGGAAAUUUGCGGGCCAAAUGUCGACAUUCGCAAUGAUAUCCAUGAGCUGAAGCGCCUAGAGAACUGCACGGUGAUCGAGGGUUUCCUACAGAUCCUGCUCAUCUCCAAAGCUGAGGAUUACCGCAACUUCCGCUUCCCAAAGCUCACUGUCAUCACUGACUAUUUGCUGCUGUUCCGUGUGGCAGGCUUGGAAAGCCUCAGUGAUCUCUUCCCCAACCUCACAGUCAUUCGUGGCAGGAACCUCUUCUACAACUAUGCCUUGGUUAUCUUUGAAAUGACAAAUCUGAAAGAGAUUGGGCUUCACAACUUGAGGAACAUCACCCGCGGGGCCAUCCGGAUCGAGAAGAACUCUGAUUUGUGUUACCUCUCCACAGUGGACUGGUCUCUCAUCCUAGAUGCAGUGUCCAAUAACUACAUCGUUGGGAAUAAACCUCCAAAGGAAUGUGGGGACUUGUGUCCGGGAACAAUGGAAGAAAAACCAUUGUGUGAGAAGACAUCUAUUAACAAUGAGUACAACUACCGCUGCUGGACCACCAACCACUGCCAGAAAAUGUGCCCCAGCUCGUGUGGGAAGCGAGCCUGCACAGACCAAAACGAGUGUUGCCACCCCGAGUGCCUGGGGAGCUGCACGGCGCCCGACAACAACACGGCAUGCGUGGCCUGCCGCAACUACUACUACGAGGGUGUGUGCCUGCCCACCUGCCCCCCCAACACCUACAAGUUCGAGGGCUGGCGCUGUGUCACCAGGGAAUUCUGCUCCAAAGUGCCCGCCACGGACGCCAGUGAAUACGAGAAGUUCGUGAUUCACAACGAUGAGUGCAUGGCCGAGUGUCCCUCGGGCUUCAUCCGCAACGGGAGCCAAAGCAUGUUCUGCAGCCCUUGUGAGGGGCCUUGCCCCAAAAUUUGUGAGGAUGGGAAAACGAAGACCAUUGACUCAGUCACGUCAGCACAAAUGUUGCAGGGAUGCACAAUUCUCAAGGGAAAUCUGCUGAUCAACAUCCGGCGUGGAAAUAACAUUGCCUCAGAACUGGAGAAUUUUAUGGGUCUGAUUGAGACAGUAACGGGAUAUGUGAAGAUUCGUCAUUCCCAUGCAUUGGUCUCCCUGUCUUUCCUGAAGAACCUGCGGUACAUUCUGGGAGAGGAGCAGGUGGAUGGGAAUUAUUCCUUCUAUGUGCUUGACAACCACAAUCUUCAGCAGCUGUGGGACUGGAACCAUCAUAACUUGACAAUCAGUGAGGGGAAAAUGUACUUUGCAUUUAAUCCUAAACUGUGUGUUUCUGAGAUUUACCGAAUGGAGGAAGUUUCAGGAACCAAGGGACGACAGAGCAAAGGAGAUAUAAAUCCAAGGAACAAUGGGGAGAGAGCCUCUUGUGAAAGCAAAAUUCUGCAUUUUGUUUCCAACACGACACUCAAGAAUCGGAUUAAACUGACAUGGGAGCGGUAUCGCCCUCCAGAUUACAGAGACCUCAUUAGUUUCACUGUUUACUACAAAGAGGCACCAUUCAAAAAUGUGACAGAGUAUGAUGGGCAAGAUGCGUGUGGCUCCAAUAGCUGGAACAUGGUUGAUGUUGACCUGCCACCAAACAAAGAGAACAAUCCUGGAAUUCUGCUGCAAGGAUUGAAACCUUGGACUCAAUAUGCCAUUUAUGUCAAGGCUGUUACCCUCACAAUGAUGGAAAAUCAUCAUAUUCAUGGAGCAAAAAGUGAAAUUAUAUAUAUUCGAACCAAUGCUGCAGUGCCAUCCAUUCCCCUGGAUGUUAUUUCAGCAUCCAACUCCUCAUCCCAGCUGAUUGUGAAAUGGAAUCCUCCCUCUCUUCCCAAUGGGAAUCUCUCCUACUACAUCGUGCGCUGGCAGCAGCAGCCUCAGGACAGUUACCUGUACAGACACAAUUACUGCUCCAAAGAUAAAGUCCCAAUUCGAAGAUAUGCUGAUGGGACCAUUGAUACAGAAGAAGCCACUGAGCCCACCAAGCCAGAGGGCUGUGGAGGAGAAAAAGGACCUUGUUGUGCUUGUCCCAAGACAGAGGCAGAAAAGCAAGCGGAGAAGGAGGAAGCAGAGUACCGGAAAGUCUUUGAGAACUUCCUUCAUAACUCCAUCUUUGUCCCCAGGCCCGACCGGAAGCGGAGGGACGUGUUCCGAAUCGCCAACACCACCUUGGCCACUCGGAACAGGAACGCAACUGGGACCGACCACUUCACCAACGCCUCUGAUACGGAGGAGAGCGAGGUGGAAUAUCCCUUCUUUGAGACCAAGGUGGAUGGCAAGGAGAGAACUGUCAUCUCCCAUCUCCUGCCUUUCACUCUUUACCGCAUCGAUAUUCACAGCUGCAACCACGAGGCCGACACGCUCGGCUGCAGCGCGUCCAACUUCGUGUUUGCCAGGACAAUGCCCUCAGAGGGAGCAGAUAACAUUCCAGGAACAGUGUCAUGGGAAGCAAAAGAGGAAAAUACCGUCUACCUGAAGUGGUUGGAGCCUGCAAAUCCAAAUGGGCUGAUCCUGAUGUAUGAAAUCAAAUAUGGGCAGCAUGGAGAGGAGAAGCGAGAAUGUGUUUCCAGACAGGAAUACAAGAAGCUUGGAGGAGCUAAACUAACUCAUCUGAACCCUGGAAACUAUUCUGCCAGAGUUCAGGCCACUUCCUUAGCUGGGAAUGGGUCCUGGACUGAGCCCAUCUCUUUCUAUGUGCAGCCCAAAUCAGCAAACUAUGGAAACUUCCUGCACUUGGUAAUUGUGCUCCCUAUUGCUCUGCUGCUCAUCCUUGGGGGAUUGCUGAUAAUGCUCUACGUCUUUAACAAAAAGAGGAACAGUGACAGACUGGGCAAUGGAGUACUUUAUGCUUCUGUGAACCCUGAGUACUUCAGUGCCUCAGACGUGUACGUUCCAGACGAGUGGGAGGUGCCCCGGGAGAAGAUCACCAUGUGUCGGGAGCUUGGGCAAGGCUCCUUUGGAAUGGUGUAUGAGGGAAUAGCCAAGGGAGUGGUGAAGGAUGAGCCAGAGACCAGGGUGGCCAUCAAGACGGUCAAUGAGUCUGCGAGCAUGCGUGAGAGGAUCGAGUUCCUGAACGAGGCCUCGGUGAUGAAGGAGUUCAACUGUCACCAUGUGGUUCGGCUGCUUGGUGUUGUUUCUCAGGGCCAGCCUACACUGGUUAUCAUGGAGCUGAUGACACGUGGGGACCUCAAAAGUUACCUGAGAUCAUUGAGGCCAGACACAGAGAACAACCCUGGGCAGGCACCCCCGACCCUGAAGAAGAUGAUCCAGAUGGCGGGAGAGAUCGCUGACGGCAUGGCCUAUCUCAACGCCAACAAGUUCGUGCACAGGGACCUCGCCGCCAGGAACUGCAUGGUGGCCGAGGACUUCACAGUCAAAAUUGGAGAUUUUGGCAUGACGAGAGAUAUCUAUGAGACAGAUUAUUACCGGAAAGGAGGGAAGGGCUUGCUGCCUGUCCGCUGGAUGUCCCCGGAGUCGCUGAAAGAUGGAGUCUUCACAACACACUCCGAUGUCUGGUCCUUCGGAGUGGUGCUGUGGGAGAUCGCGACGCUGGCGGAGCAGCCGUACCAGGGCAUGACCAACGAGCAGGUGCUGCGCUUCGUCAUGGAAGGGGGGCUGCUGGAAAAGCCAGACAAUUGUCCCGACAUGCUGUUCGAGCUGAUGCGCAUGUGCUGGCAGUACAACCCCAAAAUGAGACCCUCCUUCCUGGAAAUCAUCGGUAGCAUCAAAGACGAGCUGGACCCAGCCUUCAAAGAGGUCUCCUUCUUCUACAGUGAAGAGAACAAGCCUCCGGACACAGAGGAGCUUGACCUGGAGACUGAAAACAUGGAGAGCAUUCCUUUAGACCCCUCCUCCACCCUGCAACCCACUGACAAGCACUCAGGACACAAGGCCGAGAACGGCCCUGGCGUGGUGGUGCUGCGGGCCAGCUUCGAGGAGCGACAGCCGUACGCGCACAUGAACGGGGGCCGCAAGAACGAGAGGGCCCUGCCCCUGCCCCAGUCCUCGGCCUGCUGAUCCUCGGAGCCCCGCAGAAACAAAACACACACAAACACAGGCAUUGGGGGAAGAAAGAAAAUCACAAUAUAUUCAAAAGCCUACUGUACCUCAGUGGAUCUUCAGAACUGCCAUAGCUGCACUUGGGAGAACCCUUUUUUCAGUAAACAAGUUACCGUCUUUUUCUUUUUUUUUCAAUAUGCAAGCAGAUGUUUGUUUCAGUCAAGGACUCCAGUCAUGGGGCACACAGUUGGCCUUUUAAAACUCUUAAUGUUAACACUUAAUAGCAACAGAAAACUUGAGAUCUGAUGUCUCUCUCUCUUCUCUCUCUUCUUUCUCUUUCUUUCUGUCUCUCUUUUUGCUUCAUAAUGGGAAACAUAUCUGCGUGCAAGUUCAACCGUACAGCACUUUUAUCAGAUCAAAGAUAUCGCAGGCCAGGUGGUUCUCGGUACCCCUGCAAGCACCUGCCUAACACUGUAGGUCUUUAUU